AUGUGUUAUGGUCUGGAACGUAUAUCAUAUCAAGGCGUUGGAAGACUAGUGUUCAUUGAAGAUACUAUGACUGAAGCUGCUUUUAAACAAAUUUUAUCUAAAAAUUUGAGACAUUCACUAAUGAAAUGGAUAUUGAAUCACAUAUUUUUAUGCGUGAUAAUGACCCAAGACACACGUCAAAUUUUAUUAAAAUAUGAUUAA
Messenger RNA from Hepatospora eriocheir, 201 nucleotides. The record is from the annotation of a GenBank genome assembly. NCBI's taxonomy places the organism in Eukaryota, Fungi, Microsporidia, Hepatosporidae.